Oreochromis niloticus (Nile tilapia) is the source of this 5471-nucleotide messenger RNA. RefSeq names its product reticulon 2b (gene rtn2b). The record is from RefSeq and is a predicted model, not a curated record. Bases 129 to 767 code for a protein of 212 amino acids. Gene Ontology annotation, biological process: brain development; neuron differentiation; endoplasmic reticulum tubular network formation. Lineage: Eukaryota; Metazoa; Chordata; Actinopteri; Cichliformes; Cichlidae. The transcript is spliced from 7 exons. Gene Ontology annotation, cellular component: endoplasmic reticulum membrane; neuron projection; postsynaptic density.
ACAGGAUAAAAUUAGGCCAGCCGGGCCUUAUAUUGCUGACGGAGCUGGGGUGGCCAAAAAAAGCCUGGAGUGCAAGCCAACGGUGGAAGCACAAGAAAGAGCGGAGAGCAAGCAGGACCACCGCUGAAAUGGCCACCAAACUUGUGGAUCUGGUGUACUGGCGUCACAUGUGGAGGACUGGUGUGGUGUUUACAGGGCUGGUAAUCGGUCUGGCCAGCUUGUUCCAGCUUAGUGCCGUCACUGUGGUCUCCAACGUCUUUCUGGGUGUCAUGUGCAUCACCUUCCCCCUCCGUUUUUAUUAUAAGCUACUGGAGCUCCUGCGCUGGAACCCCGGGGUUCACCCCUUUCAGUCGUGUCUGGAUUAUGACAGCUCUCUGACAAAUAAGGAGACGGUGAUGCUGGUGGAGGAGAUAGUGCUGCUGAUCGCAUUUUCUGUCACAGAAAUCAAACGGCUCAUUUUCAUUGAAAACAUAUUUGACUCUAUUAAGUUUGUUGUGCUUCUGUAUCUGCUGACCUAUGUUGGCGUCCAAACUAAUGGACUGACCCUGGUAAUAAGUGCUGUGAUCGCUGUUUUCUCCCUUCCUCUGCUGUACAAAAAGCAGCAGGUGCGGAUAAGAAGGAUGACUAGAGCAGUCAGAGCUUUUGUAAAGAGAGUCAAAAGCCUGUUCUCCAGUGUGUACGAUUCGGCGAGGCCCCCUCCAGCCCCUGCACCAAAACCUGCAAUUUCAGCUGCAAAUGUGCCCAAACAGAAAGCCAAGUCAAAGUAACUGUGUUGGUCACGUAUUGAAAACACCCAGCAUUUGGGAUUUGGGGAAAGCCUGGAAGGGCACAUCCUCUGGGGGGCCGCUGGAGGGGCUGCUCGUUUCCACUUCUCCACCAUGAUGUUUGUUUAUGGGAGCAAGAUAUAAUUGAUCCUGACAGCUUAAACAAAGCUGCCAUUCACUGAAGGAGAGAGAGGAUGAGGAGGUGUAUGAGGAGGGGAAUUUUAUUUACUGUGAUGCUCUCUGUGGGCAGCGUCUAAUAGAACCAGUUCACACAGUCAUCCUCUUCAAGUAGGCUAUGGAUGGCACAGAACAUCACAGCUUUUUUUUUCUUUAAUAACAAGUGUAUUUUUACAUAACUAGUACGCUGUGUUCCUGUCAAACUGUGGAAGUAUUUAUAAUGAAGCCCUGCAGCAUUAUUGCUGCUUUUAUUAUGAAGCAUCAUUCAUUGUUAGCUGGAUAGAAUAAAAAGACAUGAACAUCGCCUGCUAUUAAUCAGCAUUAAUAGUGUUGCACUUGCUAAGUCGAGGAAAAAGCUUGGUAAGCAGCCAGCCCUACAACCUUUAAAAGACUUACAUGAGAAAUAAUGAGAGUGUUCUCCUUUAAUCUUAGUGCUAAUCACUUUUAAUUAGAAACAAACAGUGACCUCAUAUUGUGGGAAAGCAGUUUGCUAAUAAAAAAAGUACAACUCUUAACAAGUGGGAGGAAUUUUGACUGUACAUGCAGUUCAUUUGGAUUGAUCAAAACACAAAAAGGCACUUUCUAGGUAACAUCUUAGACUGUAUACAAAAGAUGGACAUAGCAACCAUGAAAUCACCCAAAGUUUAAAAAAAAAAAUUGCCAUGUUGAUGUUUUUUUAAACCACACGACAUGAGUGUGGGACGGUUUUGGUUGUGUAACUGGGCGACACCACACGCUCCCUGGCUAACGACUUGUCAAUCACAUGGUAAAGCAUUCCUUGCUUUAUUGUCCUUCUGGACACUAAUGUGGAUAAUAAUUUACAAAAUAAACCUGAUUUUGUAUUUAAUAAGGCUUAAAAGUAGUGACUGGGCCAAUCAACUCUCUGUACUGAGGUCACAGAGAAAAGGAAGCUGAGGAACAUUUUCCCAUAAACUUCUGUACAACAUGGCAUCUUUUUGCAACCAGUGGUGUCGCCCCCUGCUGGUACUUAGAAAUACAUGCUAUGCUCUAACCAUUUAGAAGCUGGUUUACAGUGCAAAGAUUUAAAAACAAACAAACAGAUGUCUAUUUACAGACAGGACUUGCAUUAGUUUCCAAAUAACCUAUUAAUAACCUAAUCACAAUUAAUUAGGCUUCUGUAUUUAAAUACAACUAAACCGUCACUGUUGUUAUUAGGAAUAUGCCUAGUGUAUUAGGUGGUGAGUGAUAAGAGUAAACCAUGGAGUGGUUAAUAAAAUCCCUUUAUAAAGUGUUGAAAUGAGUGUUUUCACCACCACCAUCUUGGUGUUUAGAAAGGUACUGUAAGAACAUUGGUUGGGGUCAGAUUGUGAAAUUGCAUGCUCAUUGGCUAACGACUUAUCAGUCACAAGUUGUUAUCCAGUGAGAAUACCCCGGGUAAUCCUCUUUUAGACAUUUCAAAUGACUAAAAUUUACAAAAUGGACUACGUUAUAUUCAGUUUGAACAUUCAAAGAAAUACAUGUCUAAGGCACUUCUACACUGGCUUCACUUUUCUGACCUGGAAGCUACGUCCAUCAUCAUGAAUUCAUUGUCUGCAAAACAAAACAAUGAGGCCCAAAAGGCCAAAGCCACAGAGCCGGGUGAUCUUACAUUAUUAGCAUGUGAUCUGCUGUGCAUAUAAAUAUGAGUACAGCGCUGUGUAGAGUAAUUUAGUAUUAUGGCUGUAUUCACCAAUUUUCCAUUGUUUUGAGUUACGACUUACUAAGCCAUCACUAACUAGCUAAUCAAUUAUCACAUGUCCAUAACUGCAGGAACCAGAUGCCUAAACUGCUUUCAGGGAACAUUUGAGGAAGCCAUUAAAUCCCAGUUAUAGUCAAAUUUGGUGCAGUUUUAGGAAUUUCAUGGAAUUAUCAGCACUGAUGGCAAAAUAAUGGACUUUAAUUCCAUUCUUUCCCCCCAAAAUAAUCAAUAUAUCCCCACAGCAUUACAGUUUGCGAAGUAUAAAACAUGCUUUUUACACUUUUACCACUCUUAUCUAGAAGUAGUUGCUACCACAUGCUGUAAACAUAGAAAUUAGGUGACUUUGCACAAACAUGAGCACAGAAAACAACAAGAGUUUGGGUGAACUCUUUCUUUAUUGUAACAACCAGCUGCCAAGCCUGAGCCAGUAGUCAGCAGUGUCGUUUAAGCCUCUAACGCUCAGUGUUUUAGACCAUAAAAAUGAAGCUGCUGCUCAUACUAAUGUGUCUUAAUGAGCGUGUAAAAUUCAUGUUGGGUGUUUGGAUUUACAGAUAGUUAUGCUUUUAUUUACCCAGAAUAUUCUGUCAACUUAUUUUCAAAAGUCUUAUUUUUAGAAAGAGUAUUUUUUCUAAUCUUUAACCAUAUUUACCCACCUCUGCAGUAUACAGAGAACAGUAAAACGUGGAUAUUCUAAACGAAAACUGUUUAUUGCAUAAAUGAUGCAUUCGUGCAAUAUCAGAAUUAGUGUAGUAUCAGUGGUACUGCGCACUUUGGGUGUGAAAUUAGCAGACUUUUUUCUCUUAUUCACUGUAAUAACAACUAUCAGUAUAAACACGUGGUCUUAAAUAACAGCUGCCUAAAGUCAGGCAUCAUCUGCUAGCCCAUGUUUUAGGUCUACUCUAUAUUUAUAAUGGAUUCUUUUUUUUUUAUUGUGAUGUUCUAUUGUAAUUUUGCUCCCAAAUAAAAUCUUGUUUACUAGAAAUAAAGACGAGUUUCCUCUGUGCAUUCACAAAGAGUACCGUGCAAAAGUCUUGAGCUCAACCCCUCAUUUAUUUGUUUUAGCAAGUAUACAUGAAAAUACAGCAUAUAAGGCAAAAACAGUUUGUACAGUUCCAUUGAACGUGAAAGUCAAUAUUUGGUAAGACCAACUUUAUUCAGUAUCGAUCACUCCAUGAGACCUGUUGCAGCUGAUUUUUAGUCCAUAUGUCAGCAUUUUCUCCUCGUUUCCCUUCCUUAAGAAUGGCUUCUUGACAGCCCCCCCCCCACCCCCACUGAGACCAUUUCUAAUGAGGCUUCAGUGAACAGCAGAUGGAUCAGCUGAAGCAUGUAGACAUUGAAAAACUUCUGAAAUCAGAUCCAUUGUUAAAUAUCACUUUUUAAAUGAAAAGGAAGUCUGGCUCCUUGGAAGCACAACAUAAAGAAAGGAGGGGUGACUCUUCACUUUUGCACAGUAGUGUUUUAUUAAUCAAUUUUCCUCCACUGCCUAAGCUGACUUUUUUCAUAGUGUAUAUUUCAGCUGGUGCUAUAAAGAAUGUAACAACACUCUAUGAGACAUGACGGCGGGAGCAAUCACAGCACCAGGACUCUGAUAGAGAAACAUCUAAAUGGAAUUAAUGCAUCAUUUAUUCCAUUGUUUGUAGUUUUGUGCUGUGAAAACGCCGUCUGUGCCAAAGGGUUAGUAGUUUUCCACUGUGUAAACAGGCUUGACAGUAAGACUGCAGCCAUCCAAGUUUUAAUUCUCUCUGACAAGGAGCAGCCAAGGGUCGCAUUAUGUAUUCAGUGAUGCACACGCUCUAUCGGGGGUUGCGCUGACCCAUUUGUCCACUAGGUGUUACCCUAGGAAAGUGUUCGCCAGAGCCCGUAACACGAGGACUGAUCUAAACAAAUCACUGAUUUCUGUCAAACAUCUCCACCCUCACUGUGGUGUCGUUACAACGUGAGCUCUGGCAUUUCACAGCACAAACACCACAUCAUUGACUCACGGUAAUAAUAAGAGCUUUUCUCUUUGAUGUGGGCGUCACAGUAAUUGCAAUGUGACUGUGACCUUGAGAUGAUUUUUAUUUCCCUUAAAAAAAUAAAUAAAACCAAACUCUCUUCGUCACUACAAACUCUUUUUCAAAUCUUCAAGGACUUCUUCUCUUGUUUCCCCGUGUCGUGACUCAGAGCUUCCAUCUCUCAGAGUGUUUACUUUAAAAAGGUCACUGAACACCCUCAUCUGGAGCUUUCUGUCUUCACACAGCAAUUCAGUAGACUCUUUCUUCUAUUCCUUUAGCUUUUCAAGUGGUUUUGGUUAUGUUUCCAACUGAGAACACACUUGGCAACAAUAUGCACUUUUAAUACAUACGUCAGUCAAGAAAAUAGCUCAAAACCAUCUAGUCACAGUGGAGGAAUGUGAGCACUACAGCAUACACAUAUCAGCAGGGAAUCCCCUCCCCCCUGCCAAAUGUUAUAAUGGCACUUUAAAAAUAUUAGUUCUCUGGCUCCUCACAAUAAUAAUCAGACAUUGUAUAUCCUACAGGAGUAUGAACUAUGUAAUCUAUUUUAGUUUAACAAAAAUAAUGCAAGUAUCUUUCUUCAGUGCACAUAAAACCAAAAAACAGAAAUCUGAAAUGUUGCAUAUUGUCGUUUCCCUGAUUUGUCUCCACAUGAUUACAAAUCUACAUGUUUUGUUCCCAAAAAAAGAACAGCAUCAUAACAUUACAACCGCACAUCACAGGACUGCGACAGAAGUACUUUAAUCCCUUUAUGUCUGUGAUGCAGCUAGAAUAUUUAGUCUCACUGGACCUCACAGUUUGGUCUGGUGAUGUAGCUGAGAAUAUGGAUUUAUGCUC